Messenger RNA from Hibiscus syriacus, 573 nucleotides. RefSeq names its product bidirectional sugar transporter SWEET17-like. Gene Ontology annotation, cellular component: membrane. The transcript has 5 exons. Gene Ontology annotation, biological process: carbohydrate transport. Gene Ontology annotation, molecular function: sugar transmembrane transporter activity. NCBI's taxonomy places the organism in Eukaryota, Viridiplantae, Streptophyta, Magnoliopsida, Malvales, Malvaceae. The record is from RefSeq and is a predicted model, not a curated record. The coding region runs from base 1 to 573 and encodes 190 amino acids.
AUGGAAGCAAUGUUGGUUCUGUUUUUUCUUUCUCCAAUCGCAACGUUUUCGGAGAAUAAUAAAAGAUUAAAACGCAGAUCGACCGAAGAUUUCGAGAGCCUUCCUUACGUUUGCACAUUGUUGAACUCGAGUUUAUGGACUUACUAUGGGAUCACUAAGCCUGGAGGAAUCCUCGUCGCCACAUUUAACGGCUUUGGCAUCUUUGUCGAAGCUGUUUAUGUGGUUUUGUUCCUCGUUUAUGUUCCGAAAAACAUGAAGGUUAAGACAGGGAUAUUGGUAGGGAUAGUGGAUGUGGGUUUUCUAACAGCCGCCAUUGUUGUGACUCAGUUAGCAUUGGAAGGGGAAACUCGGAUUGGAGCAAUAGGGUUCAUGGGUUGUGGUCUUAAGAUCAUCAUAAAUGGCUCACCUUUUGCUGUCAUGGUACCAAAUGGGAUAGGUUUCCUACUUGGAACAGCACAGCUUUUUCUGUAUGCCAUUUACAAAAAUGCAAAGUCAUCAAGCAACAAUUCCGCUAUAGAAGGAUUAAUGGAACAAGGGUGGCAAAAGCAGCCCCUUAUACUCCCCUUGCACUAG